Molecule: messenger RNA, 420 nt
Organism: Rotaria sp. Silwood1
Lineage: Eukaryota; Metazoa; Rotifera; Eurotatoria; Philodinida; Philodinidae
Source: the annotation of a GenBank genome assembly
AUGACAGCUCAACCAUGGUCUUGUAUGCCUUUAAUCUAUAAUUCUUCAUUUAAUAAACAUUCUUAUUUCAAAAAGAGUAAGAAAAAGGAAACAUCGUUUAAUCGUUCCUCGUAUCGAGUCACAGUACGACGUAUAACUGCACCACAUAUUGCUGCUGUUGCAGCUGAAGCUUAUCGUAUGCAUAAAAAUAAUGUAUCAAAUACAACUCAUUAUGAACAAUUAAAUCAUAAAUUAAUGAGUAAUCAUGAACAAUGCAGACCGAUAAAUCCUACGAAAAAAUAUGCACAAGACUAUUUUAAUUCUAAUAAUGAAAAUAUUCCAUCAGUACCUUUUAAGAAAAUUUUAAAUAUAAAUAAUGGUAUUUAUGGGAGCAGUACUAGUUUAAUUAUAUCAAAUGAUGAUCAAGUAAUGACCUUAUAA